Patiria miniata (bat star) is the source of this 2583-nucleotide messenger RNA. RefSeq lists its product as uncharacterized. The transcript is spliced from 5 exons. NCBI's taxonomy places the organism in Eukaryota, Metazoa, Echinodermata, Asteroidea, Valvatida, Asterinidae. The record is from RefSeq and is a predicted model, not a curated record. The coding region runs from base 151 to 1005 and encodes 284 amino acids.
AGCACCGCGUGCGUGCUUCGUAAGAUUGCGACACUUGCUGAAAAGACGUGGAAGGAAAUAGGCACGCUGGAGCAAAAAAAACUCUGCGAACCACCAACAUCUAAGACAUCAAGAAACAGGGACAAAUCACAAGAAUAUAUCACCAUAACGAUGGCUUGGUACGCAAAUACCAUUAGCGUCCUCUUGACAAUAAUGUUGGUACUUCAUGGCGUAGGGGCUGAGGUUACUGAGGAUUCCAUGGCAGUAGAUUCUACCACCGUUUUGACGACUGUCGUGGUCACCGAAGUUGUCACAGAGUUGGUGACAGAAGCCACUGAAGUUGUCACAGAAUUGGAGACGAUGGCCACCGACCUUACGACAGAAACGGCAGUGGCGACCACUGCUGCUGUCGACACCACGGCCGUUGCCACCACGGCCGUUGUCACCACGGCCUUUGCCACCACGGCAGCAGAGAGCUUGACGACUGUUGCGUCUGCGAGUGAUAUCGAGGCUUAUGGAUUGUCCGUCACAAGCCCCGACAAUCUGAUCUUUGACCUGGAUGUGGACAACAUCGUCUCCUACUCAAUCGUUGUCCGCAACGCCGGGGGUACGGACAUCGCCGCCCGAUCCUCAGGCGACAACUUCGCGCUAACCUUCCUCAUCAGUAGUCACGCCGACCCGACGGACGUGGACGCAACAACGGUGGAGUUUGUAGCCGAGACGUCCAGUGCGGAAAACCUGCAGGCCGGUAUAACGGCUGGUUCAACGGUUACCAUCACAGGCGCUAACGCUAUGAUCAACAUUCCCUCAGCCAGCUGUAGCACCUAUCUAUACACCUGCGUGCAGGUGUCCAAGGCGUCGGGAGCCAGUUAUGAUGACUCGGUUGCUACCAAUAACUACUACUGUCUGGCCUUUGGAGAUACAGCUGAGAACCUGGCUGGACUGGUACCCUGCUCAGGCUGCGCAAUAAAGGUCAGCAUCACUCUUCUUCUACUCGCCGCUAUCGCCUCUCAGCUCCUCUCGUAGUGUCUGCAUUGCCGUCUCCACAAAAUACCAGAGGAGAAGUACUUUUCUAACCAAAAGUGAAAGACUCUUUGUUGAGAUAUCAUGUACCGCGAAUCCCCCGUGGACAUCAUGGAUAGGACGCCACCGAAUUCGACCGAAGAUGUCCAGACGGAAUUGCGCGCCCUUUUAACCAGAUCAGAGUCAGUGAUCGGACUGUCUGACUGACCUGGAUUACUAGGAGUUUGCUGUCGUCUUCAGGCGCCUCAAUUUAAAGUCUUACUUGUGUGAAACAAUUCAAUAUAUGGCUACAUAAAAGUUCAAGGACCUAAAAUUAUUGCCAACGCUGGAGGUCGCUCAACUCUUGUUGGCCAUCAAGAUCGAACCGUACACAUUGCAGUAAGUUUUGAUAGUCAGUUGAUAUAUCAAGGAUUAUGUUACAUACAGGAUGCAUAUUAAAACAGUGCUUUGUUAAGCUUAUUCAUUCGCCCCAAAGUCGUUGCCAUUAGGAGAGCGCCCUCCAGCAUUAAACAGCGAAGGCCCCAUUCAGCUGUCAUAAAAGUAUGCACACAAUAACUCGUAUGGAACGCCAAGUGUACAGACUUCUGAUUGGUACGUCCACAUUAAAAACCAAAAAGCUUCUGUUUUUAUGUGCUGACGACUUUGGCAAAGUCUAUCUUUUUGUGACGUACAAGCUAAAUGUAAUAAACCGAUUUCUUCCAAAGAAUAUUACUUUUUUUCAAUCUUUAACUUUGCCGUCGCUCCAAAAGAAAGCAAGAAAAACCCAGAAAUACAUUUUAACCCGCAAAACAAAUGGCAGUUAGGUCCUAUUUAAUUUUCCCGUAAUAUAUUUGCUUCGUUGAUCGUCUUUUUAUUGAGUACAAAUUUGUGUUUUGUAUCAUUUUGUUCUAAGAAUGUUUCUGAAGUACUUCUACGAAGCUGAUUGAUGUACAAAGUAAUACACCCAACAAAAUCUAAGAAAAUAUUGUUCUGAAGUAUGUUGCUGUAAAAUAUUUGUAAAUAUAAAUGUAAAUACGGAGAAUCGUGCUAAUGUAUAUUUUCAAAUUUGUGAAUUGAUUCGAAAAUCGAUUGCUACGAAUUGUCUUCUUUCAACACAGUGAAUCCGUGCCUUGCAAGUGUUUGUUUUAUUGAACAAUUCCGUUUUCAAAAUUCUGAUUGGCAUUACAAAAGAAUUAUUAGCUCAUUUGCAAAACGGAUGAAUGGAAUAUACUCAAAGAAUGGUUUAUCUUUAAGUGUGAAUGCGAGUUGAAAAAAAUCUUUUGAAUGUCGAAGUAGUUUUUGGAAUAAUGAAAUCUCUUUUUUUAAUACAGCAAAAAUUCACUUGAUUUGUAAAUAUAUACUUUGUUUCUUAUAAGAAAAGGCUAAACUGGAAAAAAAAAUAAAUAACAUUUAAAUUUGCUGACAACAUAUUUCUGGAUAUGACUGCCUUUGGAUGCAAUAUUUUAAGAUGAAAGUUUCCCUUAUCCAGUACUAGGUAUGAUCCAUUAUUUUGAACAAAAAUUACCCCUACUCUUUGGUUAACGAAACCCGUGUGCAGUUUCCAAUAAAAAUGUACAUUUAAACAAUCAACUGUUAAAACAA